Messenger RNA from Babesia microti strain RI, 381 nucleotides. RefSeq names its product NifU-like protein C1709.19c. The record is from RefSeq and is a predicted model, not a curated record. The coding region runs from base 1 to 381 and encodes 126 amino acids. Lineage: Eukaryota; Apicomplexa; Aconoidasida; Piroplasmida; Babesiidae. The transcript is spliced from 2 exons. Gene Ontology annotation, biological process: iron-sulfur cluster assembly. Gene Ontology annotation, cellular component: mitochondrion. Gene Ontology annotation, molecular function: iron ion binding; iron-sulfur cluster binding.
AUGUAUCUAAGCUCAAUUUUCCUACCCAGAAUCUCAAAAAAAUUUUUUACAGUCAGUUCGUUAAAUAAGGUAAAAAUACCUUCUAGUUACGCACCUGAGAUACAUGAACUUGUGCAUUCCAUUAAAGUACUUAUAGAUAAGAGAAUCAAACCCGUGGUACAACAGGAUGGUGGUGAUGUAGAAUUUAUCGCUUAUUACCAUGACACAGGGGAGGUAUUCAUCAGAUUGAGUGGUGCUUGCGUAGGAUGUAGCCAAUCGGAUAUAACAUUAAAGAGGAUGAUUCAAGGAAUGUUGACCCAUUACAUCCCUGAAGUUACUACUGUAUACAACUGCGACAAGGAGAAUAACAUUGUCAGCGGCGAAGACACUGAAGGGUACUAG